CAUCACCUUUUAGCUAAAAGAAACAGUGGAUUUCUGCUGUUGUGGGUCUUUAACCAUCUGUCUGACUUUGUUGUUCACACAGGAGCGAGACGUGACUAUCGUGGAUCCUCUGGCGAGCCUCAACAACAUCAUGAAGCUGAGGAGUCAGAGAAGAGCCUCUCCACAUCAGAACACCUCAAGAAACACCAGCGGAAACCCACAGGGAAGAAAUCUCACCACUGCUCUGACUGUGGGAAGAUAUUCAACUCUUCUACACACCUUAAAAGACAUCAGAGAAUCCAUACAGGAGAGAAACCUUAUAGCUGUGAUCAAUGUGGGAAGAGUUUUACUACAUCUAGCCAGCUGACUAUUCACCAGAGAACACACACAGGAGAGAAACCAUACCACUGCUCUGACUGUGGAAAGAGUUUUAGUUUUGUUUCAUCCCAAUAUUUAAAAUCACACCAGAGAACACACACAGGAGAGAAACCACACCACUGCUCUGACUGUGGGAAGAGUUUUGUUUCGUCCCAAUAUUUAGAAUCACACCAGAGAACACACACAGGAGAGAAGCCUUAUAGCUGUGAUCAAUGUGGGAAGAGUUUUAGUCAAUCAAGCUGCCUGAUGGUACAUUUGAGAAGGCACACUGGAGAGAAACCUCAUAGCUGUUAUCAAUGUGGGAAGAGUUUUACUACAUCUAGCCAGCUGACUAUUCACCAGAGAACACACACAGGGGAGAAACCUUAUAGCUGUGAUCAAUGUGGGAAGAGUUUUAGUCAAUCAAGCUACCUGAUGGUUCAUUUGAGAACGCACACUGGAGAGAAACCUUAUAGUUGUGAUCAAUGUGGGAAGAGUUUUAGUGAUUCAAGCAACCUGAAGGUACAUUUGAGAACACACACUGGAGAGAAACCUUAUAGCUGUGAUCAAUGUGGCAAGAGAUACGCUGCUAAAAGAACUCUGAUUCAACAUCAGAAAGUACAUACAUGAAGGAGUUGUUUCAUGAUAUCAAUUAAAUAAUGUCACAAUGUUUUAACAUUGUU
This is a messenger RNA of Coregonus clupeaformis (lake whitefish), 1019 nucleotides long. RefSeq names its product zinc finger protein 239-like. The transcript is spliced from 2 exons. The record is from RefSeq and is a predicted model, not a curated record. Gene Ontology annotation, molecular function: RNA polymerase II cis-regulatory region sequence-specific DNA binding; DNA-binding transcription factor activity, RNA polymerase II-specific. Gene Ontology annotation, biological process: central nervous system development; regulation of transcription by RNA polymerase II. The annotation marks the transcript as partial. Lineage: Eukaryota; Metazoa; Chordata; Actinopteri; Salmoniformes; Salmonidae. Gene Ontology annotation, cellular component: nucleus.